UUUUUAGAAGAACUAUGUCUGUAUGAAACAGAAAGAUUCCUCAGAUGUUAAAGGUUCUUCAUUCAACCAAAAAUGGUUCCUCUGUGGCAUCAUGAAGAACCUUUGCUUUUAAGACUGUAUAAGCAUUUAUGGUUCCCCACAGAACCUUAGGUCAAAGGCUCUUAUAAAAACAAUUUAGUUCUGACCUUUUUCCAUUAUAAAAACUCUUUAAACAUCAGAAAGGUUCUGUGGGUGUUAAAGGUUCUUUGUGAAACCAUGCCACGCUAAAGAUUUUGGGGCUUUAUCUUUAAGAGUGUAUUUUAUUCUAGUCUGUUUAGUCUGACAGCUUUACUCUCUGCUUAUGUAAGAUAACACUUAAAACUAAUUAACCUCUCAACAAAACACAAAGGAUGCGUUUGUGUGAAGACAUUUCUUUUCUCUCGUGAUUCAUUGGUGCCGGUUACGCGCUUGAUGGAUGUUGAAUCAGUUUGGAGUGAGAGAGAGAGACCUGCUCGUGCCUGCGGUUGCUGUUGUGCUUUCUGAUGUCAUAAUGAAAUGGAAAGGAUGAACAAAAUGAGAGAGAGAGAGAGAGAGAGAGACCUCGAGAGCGUGGCGUCCAGGUGCCGCCAGUUCUCCUUCACUGAAAACAAGCGAAGUUAAUGCGCGUGAGGAGCGCGACAUUUGCGCAGGUGUGUUGUCAGGCUGUUAAUGCACGCAGAUAUGGACUUGGUUGAAGUAUUAAAGUGCCAGUCCACGUUCGCGGAUGACUGCGAACUUAACGCGUCUCUGACUGGUGACAGUGACACGCGUAACGCGACGCUUGGCGGUGGUUUGACGCAUGAGGGCAUGUCGCCCUUGAUACCGGUGAUCACGGCGGUUUACUCCAUGGUGUUUGUCGUGGGACUGAUGGGAAACUGUCUGGUCAUGUAUGUCAUAAUCAGGUACACUAAGAUGAAGACUGCCACCAAUAUCUACAUCUUUAACCUGGCAUUAGCCGAUGCAUUGGUCACCACCACCAUGCCGUUUCAGAGCACCGACCACCUGCUUAACUCGUGGCCCUUUGGUGAAGUUGUGUGUAAAGUCUUCAUCUCUAUUGACUACUACAACAUGUUCACUAGUAUUUUUACUCUCACUAUGAUGAGUGUGGAUCGGUACGUGGCCGUUUGUCAUCCUGUUAAAGCACUGGAUUUCCGCACCCCGCUCAAUGCCAAAGGCAUCAAUGUGGGAAUAUGGAUUCUGUCAUCAGCCGCUGGGAUUCCAGCCAUGGUGCUGGGAGGAACACAGACCAAUAAUGGCACCACCGAAUGCGCUCUGCAGUUUCCUGAUCCAUAUGAAUACUGGGACACGGUGAUGAAGAUCUGCGUCUUUGCCUUUGCCUUCGUCGCGCCCGUCCUUAUCAUCUGCGUCUGUUACUCGCUGAUGCUCCUGCGUCUGCGCAGUGUCCGCCUGCUCUCCGGCUCUCGAGAAAAAGACCGCAACCUUCGUCGUAUUACUCGUCUCGUCCUGGUGGUUGUGGCGGCUUUCAUCAUUUGCUGGACGCCCAUUCAUAUAUUUAUCCUACUUAAAGCCCUGGUGGUGAUUCCUGAGACGACACCCGUCAUGGCCGCCUACUUUCUGUGUGUGGCGCUGGGUUACACCAACAGCAGCCUCAAUCCUGUCCUUUAUGCUUUCUUGGAUGAGAACUUCAAGAGAUGUUUCAAGGACUUCUGUCUGCCUGUAAGGGGACGAGCGGGAGGUUUAGGGGUUACGGGAGGAAGGGUUAAGGCGUCCAGGGAAGCCCCCGAGCUUGUAGAGAGACCACCAAGGACGGCAAAGCCGGCAUGACUAGCCGUGGAACUGUCCACCAUAACACAGACCGUGAAGGAGGAUUCAAACACACUGGGAUUGACGCAAGUUUCUUCUGCGCUCUGAUGAAAUCGUGCAACAUUUGAACAAACAGUAUUAAGGUUGAGCCGGUUGUUCAAACGUUGCACGGCAAUAAGACUGACAAAGUGUGAAUAAGCAGCUAUAGCUUUGUCUGAUGGCGACCAUUAGGACUUCAGUAGUUUGCAUAUUUUUAAUUAAAGGAAGAAAAGGAGAGCGGAUAUAAAAACUGACUAAAAGCCUGAGGCUGUCAGGGCUGUAGCUCAGUAUGUUGUUCAUGUGGUUGCACAUAAGAGUCAUUAGGAGUCAUGGGGGCACAGGAUCAACUGUGUGAUCAUGGCCUAGUUUUGCUUAAUUAAAAGUCCAUUAAUAAAUAAAAAAUCUAUAAACCACGCCUGCAUGUUACUUAACAGAAAAUCGCCUGAUGUGUAAAGCCAUCACACAGCCAAGAUUUUGCAUACUGAAAAAAUGUAAAGACUGAAUGCACUGUAAGGCACUGGAUUAAAGGUGUAAUGUGAGGUUUUUAGCGGCAUCUAGUGGUGAGAGUGCAAAAUGCAACCAACCUAAAUUUCGAAAUGCAAUGAGAAGCUACAGCCACUAGCCUAGUGAAAACCAGACCAUUCUCAGUAGUAACUGAGUUAUGGUCUGGCAAAGCUUCAUAGACAAAUCAUUUCCAAAGGGGCGUCACCAACGGACCUCGCUUAAAUGCCUCUGGGCGCAAUUGGAUAGACCUAAAACCAAUCAGAGCGAUGAAGGGGAUAACAUAUGCACCACUACCAGAGGGCUCGCCGCUCUCACUAAGACCCAUUCGUUUAGCCACCAAAGUUGCAAGCUGGUAUAUCAGACUUUUGCCGGAUCCAGUCGGUAAGACAGCAAUAACAUCUUUUUUAGAUAUGAAAACUUCGAGUGUUGAUCUUUGCUUGGGUUUUAACGAAAAGUAAAAGUUUAAAAUGCUUAAAACAGACGCGAUAGCUGAUUCAAACGAGUGAUGUUUCACAGCGGCAUCCAUCUGUGUAAUGUAAAAAACCUGCUUUACUGUUGCUGCUGCAUUGUGGUCAUCGUGUAAAGCCCGCUCCAACAUUUCUGAUUUCUCGGCAUUAGAAAUGGGCUUGAAUGGACUCUUUGCCAGACUUGCAGAGCAAAUCUAAAUUUCCCGGAAGUUGUCUGAGUUUUCCCAAGCUAUCACUUGACAAACAUGUCAACUUAGAGCAGUUUGUCCGUUUAGGGCUACUGUAGAAACAUGACGGCGACUUCCAUGUAAGGAGACCCGGCAUUUUUGUAGAUAAACGCGGCUCAUUCUAAGGUAAUAAAAAAACAAUAGAGUUCAUUAUGUGAGGUCUUUAUACAGCACUGAUAAUAUAGUUAUGUAUAUUAUAUUGGAUUUCUGUCAAAAGAUAAUUCUCAAAGUUACACACUGCACCUUUAAAUCAUCUGCCAAUGCAUAAUGUAAAUGUUUCUCUAUCGCAUAGGUUAUACAAAUCAGCACAAAUUUUCCUUGACACUAAUGUGUCUCCAGUACUGUAGAUUUACAUUGCAAUUCUGUGCCAGUAAAAAGAGCUGCUUGUAAUCAUUGUGUUAUCUCACUAGGUUUAGUUUAUUCUUUAUCUGAAUGUUAUAAAAUCUCAGUGUUUUAAUAUGGUGAGGGUCUCUAGCUCUAUCUGCAAUAAGCAUUACAUAUGUUUGCUGAAAUCUGUUACCUAACCGGUUUACAUUGUUAAUAACUGGAUGAUUAAAUAUAAUUACAGGUACAUUUACUUUCAUUAUUUGUGUGUGUGUGUGUGUGUGUGUGUGUGUGUGUGUGUGUGUGUGUGUGUGUGUGUGUGUGUGUGUGUGUGUGUGUGUGUGUGUGUGUGUGUGUGUGUGUGUGAGAGAGAGAGAGAGAUAGAGAGGAAGUGUUUGUUUCUCUCUGCUAGUUUUGUUACAUAAUGUCAACACUGUUACUCUACCUUGGUGAUCCAUGACAGUAAGUACCAAACUAUUAAAAUAAUUAGUUAAAUAGUUGCAUCUUUUCUGUGAAGAGGUAUCUUUUACUGGUGUCUUCUUUAACCCGAAUAUACUGCUUAUAUACAAAUGUAUCUUUUAACCCUUGUGGCGUGGUCCAAAUCACUACCCUUUCGGGUUGUUUGUGUACAAAAA
Messenger RNA from Misgurnus anguillicaudatus (oriental weatherfish), 3978 nucleotides. RefSeq names its product delta-type opioid receptor. The record is from RefSeq and is a predicted model, not a curated record. Gene Ontology annotation, biological process: G protein-coupled opioid receptor signaling pathway; sensory perception of pain; neuropeptide signaling pathway. Gene Ontology annotation, cellular component: plasma membrane; neuron projection. Gene Ontology annotation, molecular function: neuropeptide binding; dynorphin receptor activity. Lineage: Eukaryota; Metazoa; Chordata; Actinopteri; Cypriniformes; Cobitidae.